Nicotiana attenuata is the source of this 588-nucleotide messenger RNA. RefSeq lists its product as uncharacterized. The coding region runs from base 1 to 588 and encodes 195 amino acids. The transcript is spliced from 2 exons. The record is from RefSeq and is a predicted model, not a curated record. Lineage: Eukaryota; Viridiplantae; Streptophyta; Magnoliopsida; Solanales; Solanaceae.
AUGGGUUCUACUGAUACUUUGUCCCCUGAUCCCUCAAGUCCCCUUUUUGUACAUUCAUCUGAUAUUCCUAGGAUUUCAUUAGUUCCUGCUCCUUUUUCGGGUACUGGUUUUGGGGGUUGGAGGAGAAAAAUGAUAGUUGCCUUAUCUGCUAAAAACAAAAUAGCUUUUGUUGAUGGUAUAUGUCUUCGACCUGCUACGAUUGGGGCUGAACAAAAAUUGUGGGAUAGGUGCAACAACAUGUUGCAAACUAGGUAUGGGACUGCAAAUAGAACCAAAAUAUUUGAACUAAAAAGGGAACUUGCCUACACUUCCCAAGAAGCAUUAGACAUAGCUUCAUACUUCAAUAAACUGAAGAGGUUAUGGGAUGAGUUGGGAGUGGUGUGUACUAACCAUGGACAAAGGUGUACUUGUGCUGCAAAACCUGGUACUUUGCAAGAGGAUGAGGAAAAUAAGCUUUUUCAGUUCCUCAUGGGGUUAAAUGAAACAUAUAUGGGGGUGAGGAGUAAUCUUCUUAUGAUGCAACCUCCUCCUAGGCUUGACAGUGCUUAUAACAUUCUUCUUAAUGAUGAAAAGCAGAGACAAGUCUAG